GUAAGCUAAAUCUCAUCCUGUGCACCCUGUACUAAUUUAUCUUUACCUUUCAUGGUUGCUUAAAUGCUUUAGAAUUAAGUUUGACAAUCGGGCUUCUACCCAUGUUUGCACGUGUGGACACAUUGGAAGUCAUCACACAAAUUAUUUUAAUCCUUGAUGUGAUGAUCAGGUGUCAUUUGAUUAGGCAUGGUACUAUUUCUGUUGGAUCCGGAUCAAACUAUUUGUCUUCUUGGUUUCUCUCAACAAAUUGUGAACAGAAUAAAAGCUUGUUAGUUUUUUUUUUUUGUAGGUUUUUAUAAUAUAUUUUUUUGAUACAUAAGUUUUUAUAAUAUUAAUGCUAACAUAUUGGCAUGUGUGCAUGUCUUGCUUUUUAGACAUUUGAAUCCUGUAAUCGCGACUGGGGCAUUAAUCAUUCCAUCAUCACUUUAUUUUCUCCUCAAGGUUUUGCUACUCUUUUCAUCAACCUUUAUCAUUGUUUCCUUGAUGAAGAAAACAAAAUUUUUCAUAAAUGUUGGUUGAAAGAAAGGAGCUGAGUUUGUCACUCUUUUCAUCAACCUUUAUCAUUGUUCCGUGAUGAAGAAAACAAAAUUUUUCAUAAAUGUUGGUUGAAAGAAGGGAGCUGAGUUUGUCACUCUUUUCUUAAUGUUGAAACAGAGUUUUUCUCACUCAUUUCAUAAAGGAGGAGGACAUGUUUUAGGGUGAGAAAAACCAACACAAUCAUAAAAGAAAGGAAUGAUUUUUGAUAUGGGUUUUGUUUUUCAUUGGAUUAAUGAACGUUUUUCGACCUUUUCUUUGUAGGAUCAUACUGAAGACUCUCAUGUGCAAAGAAGUAAGUAGAUAUGCCUUUCUUCUCUUGCUUCUUUCAUCUAUUCUUAUUUUCUUAUGCUGCUGAAAGACGUUCUUUAAUGGCAGAUUACAGGAGAAACAGAAGGAGAGGGUGAAGGCAGUGGCCAGCAUGCAUCAAAGGAGGGCAGAGAUGUCCCGCCAUUCCGACGCUUUCAUCGCAUUACUAGGUGGGUAUGGAACCUUAGAAGAGCUCUUGGAAGUCAUCACCUGGGCUCAGCUAGGAAUCCAUAAUAAACCCAAGGAUGUUAGAGGGGUGAUGCCUAACAUGUACGACUUCAACAAUGACAUUUGGUUGUGCCACUCCUUUGGAGGCCAAUGCUACAAUUUGAUAGCAUUCAUGGUGACAGUGGGAUGAAGGCGAGUUCUUAUCCUAAUCGUGCGGAAUCAUCACCCAUGAACACAACAACAAGAUCCCUUGUUUUAGAGAACUAUUUCCCUGACAAUCCUAAUUUAGCGACAGCUUGUAAGGACAACUUAGCUCCACUUACUAGCAUGACUGGUACAUGUCAUGAAGCAGCAGGAAAACGAUGGCCCAACUUCAUUGCUGUCGAUUUCUACAAGGUAAUGCAUGAGAUCUCACUUUCAUUAAAGAUGGAAAUGGAAACAUGAUAAAGAAUUGUGUUUCUUUUAUAUGCAUUUGGGUCUUUGUUCAUGGAUUAUUUAUUUAUUUUUUUCUUUAAUUCUUUAGUAUAUGUGCCUAUUUGU
Molecule: messenger RNA, 1551 nt
Organism: Magnolia sinica
Lineage: Eukaryota; Viridiplantae; Streptophyta; Magnoliopsida; Magnoliales; Magnoliaceae
Product: cytokinin riboside 5'-monophosphate phosphoribohydrolase LOG4-like
Exons: 4
Coding region: 956-1201 (81 amino acids)
Biological process (GO): lipid metabolic process; cytokinin biosynthetic process
Cellular component (GO): cytosol; nucleus
Molecular function (GO): hydrolase activity, hydrolyzing N-glycosyl compounds; phosphoric diester hydrolase activity
Source: RefSeq, a predicted model, not a curated record